Messenger RNA from Entrophospora sp. SA101, 3975 nucleotides. NCBI's taxonomy places the organism in Eukaryota, Fungi, Glomeromycota, Glomeromycetes, Entrophosporales, Entrophosporaceae. The record is from the annotation of a GenBank genome assembly.
AUGCUUUUAGAAGUAAUUCAAAUCAUCAUUGUAACCUCAAGUUUCAUUAUCAUAUUAUUAAAAUUUAAUAAACAAAGCUCAGAUUAUGACUUUUUAGAUGAAUCUGGCGAUACCUUUGUUGGUACCUCACGUUUCUCGACUCUAAAGAGAGAUGUUUUUAAAUUAGUUUUUAUAUUGCUUCAAACCGGCUUGUACACGUUUCUAUUUUUUUGGGAUUUUAAGAAUGACGAGGAAAGCACCAGAUUGUCACAGGACGCAAUGUUUACAUUUUAUUGGUUUUACUCGACUAUAAUAUCGAUAAUUGCUCUUAAGGCAAGUUCAAGAAAAUUACGAUGGGUUAUCAACAUCAUUCUGACAAUAAUUUUUACUGUAGCUACUAUGUUAUCCCUUUUGCAAAUGAGAAGAAUUUUUUUAAUAGAAUCAAAUGAUGCGGAACACACAAAGAUACAAAUAUCAAUAGCUGUUUGCAAUUUAAUAUUAUCAAUAUUAUUGACAUCCAUAUCUAUUACGACGCCUAGAGGGCCAAAAUUAAUGCAUGGUGAAAGACCAGUUAGUGGAAUUGUUUAUUGUUCAAUAUGGGAUUUCCUAACAUUUUCUAUGAUUUCGCCAUUAAUAAAUAAGGCAUCAAAAGGUCCACUCAAAGAUUCUGAUCUUGAAGAACUUCCAUUUGCUAAUCGAGCCUUGUCACUUUACAACAUGGAUGUUGGUCGUAUAUCCGAAUUUGCUACUUGGUGGAGUACUGGUUGUAUUGAUUCACCAAUUGAGUUGAUUGUUGGACUCUAUUUCUUGUAUAAAUUAUUGGGUGUUUCAUGUUUAUUAGGGUUAUUGGUACUGGUAAUAACAUUACCUAUUAAUCAUUUUACGGCGAAGAGUUAUGCAAAAACUCAAGACAAUCUAAUGAAAACAAGAGAUCGUAGAAUUAAUUUAAUGAAUGAACUUCUUCAAGGGAUAAGAAUGAUCAAAUUUUUAGGCUGGGAUAAAAAAUGGGAGGCUCGUGUUUUAGAUGCACGCGGUGAAGAGCUUGUACAGUUGAAAAAAAAUUUCAUUUACCUGUCAAUUUUUGAUUUGUUAUGGGCAGCAUCGCCAGCUCUUGUGUCGGUUAUUUCAUUUAUUGCAUAUACAAAAAUCAUGGGAAAUGAACUUACAGUCUCUAUAGCAUUUACAUCAAUUUCGUUGUUUAAUGAACUAAGAUUCGCAUUUAAUGUUAUACCUGAAUUUGUUAUGGAAUUAUUUCAAUGCUUAAUUAGCGUCAAUAGAAUUGAGAAAUUCUUAGAAGAAGAUGAGAUAGCCAUUUCAAAUGAAAAUUAUACAAGUAUUGAAAACAAGAUAGCUUUUGAAAAUGCAACUGUUACCUGGAAUAAGAAUAAGGCCACUAAGGAAACCGAAACCAAUGAAAAUGUUGCACCGAUUUUCACAAUCAACGAUUUAAAUAUUGAAUUUCCCAUGAAGGAAUUAAGCAUAAUAUGUGGACCAACUGGUUCAGGAAAGACGUUACUAAUGAUGUCAUUAUUAGGAGAAUCUAAUAUUAUCAAUGGCAAAAUAUUUUGUCCACGUUAUAAGAUGGAGCAAACCGAUACAGGACUCAAUUCAUCUAAUUGGAUUAUCGAAAAUAGUACUGCGUAUGUAGCACAACAAGCCUGGCUUCAAAAUGCAGCAAUUCGUGACAACAUUUUAUUUGGCCUGCCCUACAAUGAGUCUCGUUAUAAGCAAGUCAUUAAGAUAGCAGUUUAUUCAAGAGCUCAGAUUAUCUUUAUAGAUGAUGUUCUUAGUGCUGUAGAUGCUCAUACUGCUAAACAUCUUAUGAACGAAUGUAUAUUAGGACCAUUGAUGAAGGGUCGAACUCGAAUUCUCGUUACACAUCACGUUGGAUUAUGCUUAUCUGGUGCUUCUUAUCUGGUUGCUAUUAAUAACGGAAAAAUUACGGCAUCAAGCAGUAUUUCUGAUCUGAUUAAUACUGGUCAAUUGGCUACUGUUUUGGAGGAAUCGGAUAGCCGAGCAGCAUAUGAUGAUAUUAUUGAAUUGGCAGCAGAAAAUUUUGAUAAAGAAAAUGCAAAUAAAGAUUCAUCGCGUAUAAUUGAAUUAUCAACAGCUUCUUCAACGACAACGACUCUGAUAAAUGCUGAUGCUGGAGAUAAUAAUGAAGAGUCAAUACAGCAUAAUUAUAAACCCAAAGUGUUGGUAGAAGAAGAAAAACGACCUACAGGCGUUGUUAGAUUAAAAAUUUACAAAACUUAUUUUCGUGCAAAUGGGUUCAUCAUAUUUUGGUUGAUAGUAGCUCUUCUCUUUAUUUUUACGAGGGUAUCGCAAGUUUCAGAAAGUGUGUGGUUAAAGAUAUGGUCCAUGUCUUCCACCAAUGAUCAGAAAAUGAAUGUCACUACUAUUUUACCCUUCAUUUCACUGCCUGACUCGAGUUUGAUCGGAGAAAAAACUUUGCAUGUUUAUGAGAAACACAGCGUUGAAUAUUAUUGUGGGAUUUAUGUUUUAAUAACAUUUGCAUCGAUUUUGAUUGGAUUUGCACGUUUUUGCUGGCUGUACUUUGGAUCAUUGAGAGCCUCUAGGAGAUUGUACAGAAUUUUACUUCACCAAAUUAUUCGUGCACCAUUAAGAUUUUUUGAUACUACCCCUGUUGGAAGGAUUCUUAAUAGGUUCAGCAAAGAUUUUGAAACAAUAGAUGACAGGCUUAUAAGUGAUCUAGCUUGGUUUCUAAACAACGUUAUUAUGAUGUUUAGCACUGUAAUUGUAAUAGUCUCCAUUACAAAAGAACUUAUGAUUGCAUCUAUACUUUUCGGAGCUUCAAGAGAUCUUAAACGAAUGGAUUCUGUGAUAAGAUCGCCUUUAUACACACAUUUCACUGAAACCAUAAUUGGCAUAACAACUAUAAGAGCUUUCGGAGUUACAAAACAAUUUAUGGAAGAAAUGUUAUUUAGAAUUGAUAAUAACAAUCGACCAUUUUUUUAUGUAUGGUUGAUCAAUCGUUGGUUAUCUAUUCGAUUCAAUAUUGGAGGUGCAUUUUUUAUAUUUUUGGUUGGUUUAUUUAUAAUAAUAAGUAAAGUUGAUGCCGGAUUGGCUGGAUUGUCGUUGUCAUUUGCGAUGAAUUUUACUGAACAAAUAAUGUGGAGUGUGAGGAAGUAUACUUCAUUGGAAAUGAGUUUGAAUUCGGUGGAAAGAUAUCAUGAAUUCACUGAAAUUCCUCAAGAGGCGCCAGAAAUAAUUGAACCAAGGCCUCCAGCUAGUUGGCCACAUGAUGGAGCUAUUGAUGUACAAAAUCUGGAGGUUAGAUAUGCUCCUGAUUUAGAACCUGUAUUGCAUCAUAUCUCUUUUUAUAUAAAAGGUUGUGAAAAGGUUGGACUUGUUGGAAGAACCGGAUCUGGAAAAUCAACUAUAGCUUUAUCUUUAUUUCGGUUUAUUGAACCAUCAGAUGGGCAAAUUUUAAUUGAUGGAAUUGAUAUAUCAUCAAUUGGUAUUGAAGAUCUAAGAUCUAGAAUCACCAUUAUUCCUCAAGAUCCAAUACUUUUUUCAGAUUAUCAAGAUGAAGAAAUUUAUGAAUCUUUAAGACGUGUUCAUUUAUUACCAUCAUCUGAAUCGAAUCAAGAUUUCACUUUGUCAGGGGAUAAUAUUAAUGUAUUUAAAAAUUUAGAUACUCCUAUUAGUGAAGGAGGAAAAAAUCUUAGUCAAGGGCAAAGACAAUUAUUAUGUUUAGCAAGAGCUUUAUUGAGAAGAUCAAGAAUAAUAUUAAUGGAUGAAGCUACAGCAAGAACGGAAUUUUUGGAUUGUACAAUAUUAUGUAUUGCGCAUCGUUUACGAACUGUUAUUGAUUAUGAUAAGAUAUUAGUUAUUGACCAUGGAAAAGUAAUAGAAUAUGACAGCCCAUCCAAUUUAAUAUUGGAUUCAAAUUCACUUUUUCAUCAAAUGUGUCAAAGUUCUGGUGAAAUUGAUUUAUUAAUGACAUUAUGUUUAAAGAAAGGCAAUAAUUAA